AACAGUUUCGCAGGAAAAAUGUCAGGAGAGGAAAUUUGGUCAUCUGUUGAAAAAGAAUCUAGAAAAUCUCUGCCUCCAUUUGAUAACAGUAGUGGCUACAAUUCAAAAACAGGAAUAUAUCACUCUCUUGAAAAGCUUGGCACCAAGCAUGAAAUCCCAACAGACCAAAACCUUACCACUGCAAGUCUUGUGUUAUCACAGUUCCCACAAGCAGAACUUGCUGACGCGAAGAUUGCGUUUAUUGAUUUAAAUACUAAUCAUAGUGUAACCUACGGCGAGCUUCGCCGAUCGGUUUACUCGCUUGCAACAGCUUUGUUCCAUGGACUUGAGGUUAGAAAAGGCGACAUCGUGUUUUUAUUGUCUCCGAACUCGACUUUGUACUCGACUAUAUGCUUAGCUGUGUUAUCAAUUGGUGCAAUUCUUACCACUGCGAAUCCUCUCAAUACGAAGUCGGAAAUUGCGAAACAAGUACGUGAUUCGGGUGCUAAACUAGCCAUCUCAACACCAGAAGAGUUACACAAACUGGUCCCAACAGGUGUUCCUACACUUCUUACCUCUAGUUCAUCUGAUGAAAAGUUUUUAUCAGUUGAAGAGUUAAUAGAAGGCUGUUAUGAUUCGCAAGAGUUGCCGCGUGUUUCUGUGGAACAAUCAGACACUGCUGCUAUACUUUACUCUUCAGGGACCACAGGAGUAAGCAAAGGUGUUGUUUUGACACAUUCAAAUCUCGUAACCAUUAUAAAACUAUUCUGCUGGUCUGCUGAUAUAUCAGCAUCUCAAGAUGAUGUUUUCCUCGCCUUCAUUCCAAUGUUUCACAUCUAUGGACUCACGUUCUUUGGAUUUGGGUUGUUGUGUGUUGGUGUUACAACAGUUUUGAUGCAGAAAUACAAUUUCCAAGCUAUGCUUAUUGCUAUCGAGAAGUACAAAGUUAAUAACAUACCAGCAGUGCCGCCCGUGAUCCACGCGUUGGUGAAACAUGCAAUCAAAGAUGGGUGUGACCUGUCUAGCUUAAGAAGGGUUGGUUCAGGUGCAGCACCUUUGAGUAAGGAAAUGUCACAGGAGUUCAGAAAGAUGUUUCCUUGGGUUGAACUAAGGACAGGGUAUGGACUAACGGAAAGUUGUGGGGGAGCAUCCUUUUUUGCGUCGGAUAAAGACGCUAAAGCUCAUCCAGAAGCAUGUGGAAAGUUGAUUCCGACUUUUUGUGCAAAAGUGAUGGACAUUGGAACAGGAAAGCCUUUGCCUCCUAACAAGGCAGGAGAGUUAUGGCUGAAAAGUGGCACUAUUAUGAAAGAAUAUCUAGGAAAUAUGGAGGCAACAGCUGCAACAGUUGAUUCAGAAGGUUGGUUGAGAACAGGUGAUCUUGGUUUUAUCGAUGAUAAUGGAGUUGUCUGCAUAGUUGAACGAAUAAAGGAGCUAAUCAAGCACAACGGGUAUCAGGUAGCUCCUGCAGAACUGGAAUCUGUGCUACUAAGUCAUUCCCUAAUUGUUGAUGCAGCAGUUAUACCGGUUGAAGAUGAAGAAACUGGACAGAUACCAAUGGCGUAUGUGGUGAGAAGAUCUGGCUCUCAACUCUCAGAAGACCAAGUCAUUCAAUUUGUUGCGGGCCAGGUAGCUCCCUAUAAGAAAGUGAGAAGAGUGAGUUUUAUCGACAAUAUUCCAAGGUCGGCUGCUGGCAAGAUAUUGCGCAAGGAUCUAGUUUCUCAAAGCAAAUAUCAACUAGUCUCUAAGUUAUGAGUAGCUUGAGUAUGAAUGAUGGUGCUAGGGAAUGUUUUGCUUUGUCUUCAAUCAAUGAAGGAAAAGUUCAAAACUGAAGAGAAGCCACCUCAACCCCUUCAGUGCAUCUAAAAUAAAACAAUAAAGAAUAUUGAUGCUUGUACUAUAGAUUUUGUACAUUCGUGAAUUUUGUGUUUUUGUUUUAGGCUUUAAUUAUACAUAGACCUGCUAUAAUAUGAACAUUUUCAAAGCUUUGCUUGUUGAACAAAAUAAGAUUGUGGUGGUGGAUUGAUUGCCAGUGGCAGAAGAAUGAUGCUAGUUUUCAUAUUUGGAUGUUGAGAUAUUUCAAGGAAUGAACAAUUAUCUUGCGAGAAAUAAGCCAAGGGAACCAUGUCAUGAGCAUAUUUCCUUUGGCGAUAUUGAUCCUACUCGUCCUGUAAUUAUUCUUCUUUACGUCAAACUAAAAACCAUGUCAUCACAAAAAUUAAGAUAAACCAUUCUCGCGAGCCUCUCCAAACUCUUCUCUCUAAAAAUUAGGGUUGUGGUUAUGGGUGGCCGCAGCCUCCUCUUUGAUAGAGGUCUUUCCACCGACAUCGGUGCUUUGCUCCUCCGACAUGGAGGAUGUACUCUCCUCAGUGGAGCUUCUUCCCAUAUUGUGGGGUUUUCUCCUACCCUUCUCAUUCCCCUGAUAUCUCCAACCUCUAUCCCUACGUCACUCGUCUCCGCCAGGAACUGUCAAACCCUUGCAACUCAACAACUAUCUUCACCAACUAAGGGACAAAAAGAAACAAAUAUAAGAAACGCCCUCCUCCAAGCCUCCACCAUCAAAAGAUCCGCCAUCUCUGAGAUACUGUCUUGUCAAUUUGGUUUUCGUUUUGUUUCAGGUGUGUGAUUUGUUUUUAAGUUCAGUUUAUUUUAAGGUUGCUCUCAAGGUGUUUGUUGAAAGGCCUCAAAUAUGUUUGGCUAAGGAAAAGUGUUGAUGAGUGAAAAUCUGAUAAUGGUUGUUGCAAAUCAGUUUUUCUUUUCCACUCGACAAACCAUUCGUUCGCAGAUGAUGAGUUUAUUCAAUCUUGAGAACCUGUAUUAUCAAACUGUGCGAUCCAAAGCUAAAGAAAUAAUCUGUAACGGGAUAGAUAUAAAGAUUAUGGUUCCUAAACUCAUUUCUCUUUUGUGGAAGAAGAAUUCUGUUUGGUUGUUUGAUUUAAAGAAUGGGAUUAAUAAUACCCUAUUAGUUUCCAACUUUUCUAUGCUUAUGAAUAUUCAAAUAUUUGUCGGCUUAGUUUUUAGUGUUGCUGUUAGAAUGUGGAUGGGAAAUAUCCCAACACAAAGUCUUUCAAUUUGCUUGUAUUCUCUCUAUUUCAUCUAUUGAAUGAUGUUUUUUCUGUAAAAA
Molecule: messenger RNA, 3100 nt
Organism: Vicia villosa (hairy vetch)
Lineage: Eukaryota; Viridiplantae; Streptophyta; Magnoliopsida; Fabales; Fabaceae
Product: probable CoA ligase CCL5
Exons: 4
Coding region: 19-1731 (570 amino acids)
Molecular function (GO): CoA-ligase activity
Source: RefSeq, a predicted model, not a curated record